Messenger RNA from Phialemonium atrogriseum, 2860 nucleotides. RefSeq lists its product as uncharacterized. The coding region runs from base 233 to 2476 and encodes 747 amino acids. Gene Ontology annotation, molecular function: DNA binding; zinc ion binding; DNA-binding transcription factor activity, RNA polymerase II-specific. The record is from RefSeq and is a predicted model, not a curated record. The transcript has 6 exons. Gene Ontology annotation, biological process: regulation of DNA-templated transcription; DNA-templated transcription. NCBI's taxonomy places the organism in Eukaryota, Fungi, Ascomycota, Sordariomycetes, Cephalothecales, Cephalothecaceae.
CACCCCACUCAUCCCACAUGUCGCCGAACUCUACACCCGUAUUCCGUGUCGCGGGAUUACGAACCGCUCAAUGUCGCAAUAUCGUCCAAGCUUUCAAAUACCAUGACUUAUCCCGCUUCUCAUCCCACUCAGUCCGCCGAGUUGUAAUUAAGCCCUGUCGCACCGUUGGUCCUGAUUGCAAACCUCGCCGGGUCACGUCAUCAGCCAGGCCUGGCCCUGGGAUGCUUGUCCGAUGGAGACGAAUCCGAGCAACCCGACCAAUACAGGCGCACCCAGCACAGGCACAGACACCCGCACCGGCACCGGCACCGGGACUGAUGCUGCCGACGCUAGGAUCCAUGCCGACGUAAAUCGGAACUCCACUGCCCGGCAUACAUGCCAUUGUGGCAGGGGAUUUAUCCGAAAAGAGCAUCUGCGGCGGCACCAAGCCACCCAUGGAGAGAGGUCGCAUGUCUGCCACGUCUGCCAACGCGCCUUUACUCGAAAUGACCUUCUCCGACGUCACCUUACUUACCACGAAUCCGUGGGAUCCUCGGAGAAUCUAAAGAGACGCGCCUGCGAUGCGUGUCGCCUCAAUAAGACGAAAUGCGAUGGCGGCGUUCAGUGCUCGUUGUGUGCAAAACGAUCCAUCAGCUGCACUUUUGAAUUGGCUACAGCAGCUCGCCCGCUAUUAUUCGCCACCGGCGCAGCUGUAAGGGGGGACAAGGACACAGGCGUCUCCUCCCGGCCUCCUAGCCAAUUCCGCCGUUCAGUUCUGGCUCCGGAAAGCACCGCUCAAGAUGCUCCCCCCAACAACCCACGACCCUUACUGGACAUGUCUAUGGAGGUCCUGCCUCAAGAUGCCGCCGGCGCACAACCUGCGCAGCUCGGCAUCUCAAUGAUACUCGACGGGAUCUCUGCGUCCCCCACAAAAUCGUCACUAGCAGAGCUCAAAGCACCGGACGCGGUCCAAAUCUGGUUCACAACCUGUUGCCGUUCAUAUCUUGAGCACUUCCAUCACCGUUGGGCGGUCCUUCAUGCGCCCACCAUUGAUAUGGAGCGUGACCCCAUCGCCAUCUCGGCAACUGUGGUCAUGAUCGGGUGUUGGCUUCAGGGGUCCCAAAAUUUGAGAAAACCUGUCCUGGCAGUACACGACAUUUUAGUCGAUAGGAUUUUCGAAGAGAUGUCGAAGAUAGGGGGUUCGAACCGCGACAAACCUUGGACGCUGGAAACCUAUGGGGUGAUUCUCCUGAAUAUCAUCUUUGGUUUUUGCUGUGGAAUCGAUCGCAUCCAAACGAGGGCAGUCCUUCUCCUCAGUCUUCUUGUUUCAACGCUGCGAGAAGUUGGCAUGUUUAGCUCCGAGGCUUUGGCAUACCAAGAACGUACCCAUUUCCCAGGCACGUUCCUGCCGUACAGACUAGCAAUACGCGAGAGACGGAAGAGACUGGUUGCCUAUUUAUUUAUAAUGGAUAACUACAUGGCAAUGCUUCGCAACCAGGCUCCUCAUCUCCAACGCGAAGAACUCGACGUUGAGCUGCUUUCAACCUUCGCCAUGUGGAACGCUCAUGGGUUAAACGUAUUCGAUAAACGCCUGCCGGAGGAGCCUACAGAUCGUGCGCGAUACAGCAUGUCCGAGGCAAUUGGCAAUCCACAGCCGCCCAUGGCAUCCUCAUGGCUCGUUGAAGACAUCCAGCUCGGCCUGUGCGGAAUGUUUUCGAGCAUCUGGAGGCAUGCUCAGCUACGUCGCAGCGGCACCGCACCUGAUGCCGCCUCCCAGGAGUCGCUGUCGCACCAACUCGGCGCUUGGAAACGUCCCUUGGACAGAAUUUCAGGUUUGUGUAAUACACAAAAUUGUCAUGCACAAACUACAGUCUCCCAUACAUUGAAAGCCUACCUGGGCGAUGAAGACCAGAGCGUCUCUGGGUGGGAAGCGUCAUCCCUGGCCCGCAUGACGUCGCUUGUACUCGAUGCCACCAUGCUCUAUCACCUUCUUGGCAUACACCUCCACGCCGACGUGUCCACGAUAAAUCUCCUCGCCAUGGACUUGGGGAUGUCUAACCAGACAUGGACACCACCACCUCGCUGGAACGAAGAGAAAGUGGCCAGAACUCGUGCAUGGGCCCUGUCGAACGAGGCUAGGGAGGCUGUUUCGCAUGCCAUUGCGGUAUUGAACGCCUACGAAAUGGCUACGGGACAGAGUGAGACUCGAGAGGGAUGUCUGGAACCCGUUGCAUCGAUGGCUCUGUCGACCAGUGCUGCUGUUGUCUGGGCCUGGACUACGAAUACGGAAGGUUGUAGUUGUGUGCCGGGACUUGAUUCUACAACUGGCCUGGAACCCGCCGGGCGGUCAGCAGAGACGGAUGUUGAAAAGUGGAUCAACGGUGGCGGCUCAAUAGUGCUUGACGGUGUCGCGUUUUGCAAGUGUACGUCGGAUGUGUGGGUGCGACGAUUUGAGGAUGCCCAGUUGCAGGGAGGGCUGGUGUGUGAAGAUGGGUAGCACGACAGGCACAGAUGCCCAUAGCUGUCUGUAGCUGUAUGACAUGGGGUAUGACAUGGGGGUCCUUCUAAGGUAGCAGCAGGUUAAAGGAAUUAUUUACCGCACUUAUUCGGUCGAUGACGGGCUGGCCAUUGGUAUCACAACAAGCUUACAAGUUGUCCUUGCGGAACUUCCGCUUGAGUCACCUCCCAAUUUAGCCGAUGCAGCGAGCCAAUAAGCCCCCUUUUUCUCAGCCAUCAUUUUGGCUCGUGUGGGAUGGCAAAUUUAUCAUCCCAAAGCUGAAUAGUUUCUUACCCGUCUCGUAAGCAAGUAGUAUCGGCUCUCAAUCGGGAAGACAUGCCAUGUUAUUUAAUGCUUCGCUCUUCCUCCAUUCACUACCUGGGU